AUGGAGCACCGAGACCGAGAGAUGGCAAAUAAUUCAAAGACAGACAUGGAUAAUAUCCAUUCCUUCGUGAGACAGCAAUUCGCAGAGCUGGAAGACAGCUUGAAGGAGGAAAUACGCAGCGUACCAGAGGCCGUGUGGAAGACCGCAAAGAUGACCGAUGCUGGCGAGGCUGCUCGUAACACGUUCACUAAUCUGUUCGGAUUAUUUCACCGACAGACUGACGAGGGCGAUUCGAAAGCAAAAACACAGCUGGAGGUUUCCGCUCAUGCAAACCAUGAGUUAGAAGUAGAGAGAAAAGCAAUCUUGAGGGAUUCGGAGGACUGGAGAUCUGGCUUCGAAAAAAGUGCAGAACAUUACCAGAACAAGCUCAAGGAAGAGAUUGCAGACAUCAGAUUCCAGAAAGACAAGGCUGUCCGUCGGCUGAAGGAUGCAGAGAGGGAAAAUGGAGAAUUGCAAAAACAAGUAGCCACUUUUCGAAGCAUCAUCAUCAAGCAUGGAGGCAGUGAGAGUGGGCAAUUGGAUGAUGCUACCAUUGUCGCCAGAUUCGUUAACUUGCGAACCAAAAUUCGGGGAAUCGUCAUGAGAGAUUGCCACUUCGACAAGCUGGAUACCGCCACGGGACAUGAAUCAUUGCAAAAGCUUCACAAAAGGGGCCUGACGAUUUUCGACUUGAAGAACCAGCUGCAAGAAAGUCUGUUCAGGGAGGUUUGCCGGGUUUUCUUCUCGGUGUUGGCUUUUGGAUUGGAGGGGUCCACUCUUGGAGAUCAAGUCAAUUACGGCCUGGGUAGAUUUGAAUGGGAGCUCUUGUCCCUGUCUCCGGGUCAAGGUUACCAAAAGGAUUCCUUGGAGUGGAGAUUGCUCACGAUCAAAUGUGCGAAAUUGUUGGGCCAGCCAAAUCCCGACGUCGCGGCACAAAGAAUACUGGAUUGGUUGCAACCAUUCUUGGGCAUGACCGAGAAGCCUGACCAAGAUACGCCGAGCGAUUCAAGCAGCAAGUUGAAUCGUGAGUCGACCAGCAAGUCCACCAGCGAGAGUCGAGUCAAGCAGCUAUGUCAAGAUGCUUUGGAUUUCGCACUUCUCAUUCGAACUUGCCGCGACCGUUACCAAGCCGAGAGGACCAUAGAACGAGAGGAGCGUUCAGAGCAAGCAUGGGAGGGUGAAAUGGGCUCAGAUAACGAUCCUCGAGAGAUAGCAUGUAUGAUAUCGCCAGCGCUGGUCAAAUACCCUGGCCAUGACUGGAAAAAGCGUCUGGUUCUCGAGAAGUCACAUGUUAUUGUACGCAAGAUCGUGCCGGGGGGCUGCAAUGAGUUAGGGGUAGGGUCCCUACUACCACAUGAUUGUGACCGAGCCGAAAAUUGA
Mollisia scopiformis is the source of this 1359-nucleotide messenger RNA. RefSeq lists its product as uncharacterized. The record is from RefSeq and is a predicted model, not a curated record. NCBI's taxonomy places the organism in Eukaryota, Fungi, Ascomycota, Leotiomycetes, Helotiales, Mollisiaceae. Bases 1 to 1359 code for a protein of 452 amino acids. The transcript has 3 exons.